CCUCCCCCCUCCGCUCUCCCAUCCAUCCAUCCACGCUCGGUCCUCUUCUGCUGGAUGGUGCGGUUCGGAGCGCACGCAGGACGGAACCGGUGCUUCCUUUCUGUCUGAUGGAGGAACCAGGUCCGGACGGAUAGAGACCACCUCAAGGACGGACGCGAGAGAGGGGGGACGAGAAGGGGGAAGACACCGGAGGUCCUUCGCCACCUGGAGGUCUCCGCUUCGCUUCCAGGUCACGUCUUAGGGAUCGUAACAUGCUCGUCUCCGACGGCGCGUAGCUCAGAGAAGCGUUCAGCGUGUGAUGGGCUCGGUCGGAGCGGAGCGGCGCAGGCCCACCCUGCCGCCGACGCCCGAGGAGAGGGACGCGUGGCGGGACGCGGGCCGGGACGGAUGGAGGCUCGCUGGGAGGGAGGGCUGGAGGGAGGCGCGGGAGAGCGGCGUGGUGCAGAGCUACAGCUUCGACUCGUACCAGCUGGAGGAGGAGGAGGCGAGUAAAGACGCCCCGGAGCGAGGAGUGCUGGCUCUGUCUGAGCCCGACUUCGAGGAGCCGAUCCCUGACGACCGUUACCAUGGCAUCUACUUCGCCAUGCUGCUGGCCGGCGUGGGCUUCCUGCUUCCCUACAACAGCUUCAUCACCGACGUGGACUAUCUGCACCACAAGUUCCAGGGGACGUCCAUCGUGUUCGACAUGAGCCUGACGUACAUCCUGGUGGCGCUGAUGGCCGUCAUCCUCAACAACGUGCUGGUGGAGAGGCUCAGCAUGCACACGCGCAUCACCGUGGGAUACGUCCUGGCUCUGGGGCCGCUGGUCUUCGUCAGCGUGUUCGACGUGUGGCUGGCCAAGUUCUCCACCCGGCAGGCGUACGUCAUCAACCUGGUGUCCGUGGGAGUGGUGGCCUUUGGAUGCACAGUCCAGCAGUCCAGUUUCUAUGGUUACAUGGGGAUGCUGCCCAAGCGCUACACACAGGGGGUGAUGACUGGAGAGAGCACCGCCGGCGUCAUCAUCUCGCUGUCGCGCAUCUUCACCAAGCUGCUGAUCACGGACGAGAGGACCAACACGCUCAUCUUCUUCCUGGUCUCCAUCAGCAUGGAGAUGCUGUGUUUCCUGCUGCACCUGCUGGUCCGGCGCUCCCGCUUCGUCCGCUACUACACCAGCCACGCUCAGGGCAGAGGUCCGGCCAAAGGCCGCGACCCGCGGGGCAGCGGGCCCGGGUACCGCGUGCACCUGGACGUGACAGCGGAGGAGGUCCGAUUCGGAAACGGAGGAGAAGAAGGCGGCGAGGACAUCGCCGGUGGCACCUACGUGCGCUUCGACGCCCCGAAGGCCAAGAUACGGAGGAGCUGGCCCGGCGUGCGCGACAUGAUCGUGCAUCGGUACGUGGUGUCCAGGGUGAUCUGGGCCUACAUGCUGUCCAUAGCAGUGACCUACAGCAUCACCCUGUGCCUGUUCCCCGGGCUGGAGUCCGAGAUACGGAACCCCACGCUGGGCGAGUGGCUCCCCAUCCUCAUCAUGGCCACCUUCAACAUGUCGGACUUCGUUGGCAAGAUCCUGGCGGCGCUGCCGUACGACUGGUCUGGAGGCCGCCUGCUCUUCUUCUCCUGCCUCAGGGUGGUCUUCAUCCCUCUGUUCGUCAUGUGCGUGUACCCGGCCGGCGCCCCCACGCUCUCCCACCCCGCCUGGCCCUGCCUCUUCUCCCUCCUCAUGGGGGUCACCAACGGCUACUUUGGCUCCGUGCCCAUGAUCCAGGCCGCUGGCAAAGUGCCGCCUGAGCAGCGGGAGCUGGCGGGAAACACCAUGACCGUGUCCUACAUGAGCGGCCUGAUGGUGGGCUCGGCCGUGGCCUACGCCGCCUACAGCUUCACCGCCCCGGCGUCUGGAGCGCACGUCUCCACACUGAACAUCCGCACACCUGCCAACGCUACAGGGCACUGACUGUGUGACAGCGCAGGGCGGAGACGCAGAGGGAAAGCAGAAGACUAACAUCCCAGGAGGAGAUAAAUGUUGAGAUCAGGGAUCUAAUGUAAAAAUGUAGAUUUGUUCAUCUUAAGUCCUUCGAGCGUCAAACGCUCCCCAGCAUCUGUACAACGAACAGUCGAGGGAGGACGACUCGAAGGAGAGGUUGACUGUCUGUGUCCAGGCUGUAGCGAUGACGUCGUUCUAAUCUGACAUGAGUCCCAUCUCCGGUAGAUUCAUUUGGCUAAUGUCACAGGAAUCAUCCGUCUGCGCCGUUUAACAACAUCAAAGAGAUGUUUCUGGACGUCUGUCCAUCAUUUGAAGGGCAACUCACUUAAAUUAGACUAGAACAGACAUCGAUCUCCCUUGGCUGCCAUGUAUUUCUGUGUUUAAUGGAAUAUAUUAAUAUAUCCAUGAAAUAUGGAUGUAAAACUAUCACAACGACCUCAGGAGGUUUUAUUAGUUGAGAUGUCUGAGUCGACAAAGUCCUUCAUCUCAUGGAUGUAAUCCUUAGUGGGUUUCUGGUGGAAACAGGAUGUUUCACAUAAACAAAACUGAAAUAAAUAAUACUAAAAUUAGCAUUUGGCAUAAAACAGGCCAGAGAGCGAACAUGAAGCCAACUUUUGUUUGGGGUCCUUACUAUUUUACUUCCAUUCAUCAACUAUCUGACGUCUUCAGUCAUUUCGUCCAACCUCAGCAUAUGUACUUACACUGUAUGAUCAGUCUUAUAACGUGUUUGGAAAAACAGAUUAUUUAUGCUAAACCUUGAGGCAGUGAUUGUGAUUGACAGUUGCACGUUCCAGCUGUUUUUACUUAUGUUAGGGAUGAACCAAAGGAAGCAGGGAGGCGCUGGGUUCGUCCUGCGCCCUCUGGUGGUGGAGAUGAGACAAAGCCUGGUUUGAAUUCAGCAGAUGAUGAUGGUGACGAUGCGUUUAGUGUCCAUGUAUUAAUGUGGGAAAAACUGUGCCAACGUCUGCUUGUUCUGACCAGACCAAGCAAAUGAAUGUAAAGCUGUAAAUAUGGAGAAUUAAAUGCACUCAAGGCUGAGAUGUAGAAAAGAGCAGAUCAGUAGCUUGAUUUACUCAGAGAACCCUUCUUUUCUUAUCCACACUUCCACACAGUUGCUUUAAAACCAUCUCCUGCUGGGUUUGAUUAAUUUUUCAGCAAUAAAGAGCAUGAGCAGAAUUUAGACUUCAUACAUUAUGAAGACAACAAGCCACAAAAUGCUGGUGAAGCCUGAACGGAGCCUGACGCCUGGAGACCUCGCUCUGAGCUGCUCCGGGUUCUCAGGUGGAGACCACGCGGCCGCUGUGGAACGUGUUGUUCUGGUUCUAGUGGAAGAAACGUUGCUGACGCGGUGUCUGGAGGCUGAGUCAUGUUCGGCCUCAGGUCCUCGGAGCUUCAUCCAUCACUGAAACACAGAUGUUGUGAAGCAGGGAGGCGGCGCUGGGACAUUUAACUGCUGCAGGUUUUACCUCAGGUCUGACGCGGGACCUUCUGUUGAAGAACCAGCCACGUUCUGUGAUGACGCUCUUCUUCCAUGAUUAUUUUAGACUGAACACUGUGAAGCAUCAGGAUGGUUCCUUGUCUCACACGUCCACUGUAGACAGUCUCCAGGUCACAUCUCUGAACGUAUCGUAUGAAUGUUUGUAACCACCCACUGGUAACGAGGACUGGGUUCAGCUCUGAUCCAGACUCUUCUGGUUUCACUGAAGCUUAAUUAAACCUUAUAUAAAACUUCCAACCUCAGUUCUGUAAAUAUGCUCCAUGGUUUCAGGCCCUCGUUGUGUCUCCAGUGUGUAAUAAAUGGUUUACAUCUGUG
Molecule: messenger RNA, 3773 nt
Organism: Betta splendens (Siamese fighting fish)
Lineage: Eukaryota; Metazoa; Chordata; Actinopteri; Anabantiformes; Osphronemidae
Gene: slc29a4a
Product: solute carrier family 29 member 4a
Exons: 11
Coding region: 299-1930 (543 amino acids)
Biological process (GO): nucleoside transmembrane transport
Cellular component (GO): plasma membrane
Molecular function (GO): monoamine transmembrane transporter activity; nucleoside transmembrane transporter activity
Source: RefSeq, a predicted model, not a curated record